GGCGGCCGCCGCGCCUUCUCCCUGCCCGGCCGGGCAUCCCCAGCCCCCGCCGCGGGCAUCGCCCCUUUGUUUGCGGAGGAGGGAGAGGCGGAGGGCGCUGCGGCGGCGGCAGGGGCAGGGGCACAGCCGCUGCCGGCGGGGAGAGGAGCCGCCGCGCCCGCAGCCUGCCAGAGCAGCAGGAUGGCAGAGAAAGGUAUCGAUCCUGCGUGUGUCUCCAUUGCCCUGGAGGACACGGUGUGCCACGCCAGCCCCCCAGAUGCCCCGCUCCUCACCACUCACUUGAAGAAGGUGGAGAACCAUAUCACAGAGGCCCAGAGGUUUUCCCACCUCCCGAAGCGCUCAGCCGUCAACAUUGAGUUCAUUGACCUGUCCUACUCUGUGCGUGAAGGCUCGUGGUGGAGGAAGAGAGGGUACAAGACUCUCCUCAAAUGCCUGUCAGGGAAGUUCUGCCAGCGGGAGCUCAUUGGGAUCAUGGGGCCCUCAGGUGCUGGGAAGUCCACACUCAUGAACAUCCUGGCUGGCUACAGGGAGACCGGCAUGAAGGGCCAGAUCCUGGUGAAUGGCCGGCCACGGGACCUGCGUACCUUCCGCAAGAUGUCCUGCUACAUCAUGCAGGACGACAUGCUCCUGCCGCACCUCACCGUGCUGGAGGCUAUGAUGGUCUCUGCUAACCUGAAGCUGAGUGAGAAGCAGGAGGUGAAGAAGGAGCUGGUGAACGAGAUCCUGACAGCCCUGGGACUGUUGGAGUGCUCCUACACACGCACCAUCUCGCUGUCUGGGGGCCAGCGCAAGCGCCUGGCCAUCGCCCUGGAGCUGGUGAACAACCCUCCAGUCAUGUUCUUCGAUGAGCCCACGAGCGGUCUGGACAGUGCCUCCUGCUUCCAGGUGGUUUCCCUGAUGCGGUCCCUGGCUCAGGGUGGGCGCACCAUCAUCUGCACCAUCCACCAGCCCAGCGCCAAGCUCUUUGAGAUGUUCGACAAGCUGUACAUCCUGAGCCAGGGCCAGUGCAUCUUCAAAGGCAUCGUGACAAACCUCAUCCCCUAUCUGAAGGGUCUUGGCCUCCACUGCCCCACAUACCACAACCCUGCUGACUUCAUUAUCGAGGUGGCCUCAGGAGAGUACGGGGACCUCAACCCCGUCCUAUUCCGCGCUGUCCAGAAUGGCAUGUGUACCAUGGCUGAAAAGAAGAGCAGCCCUGACAAGGCAGAUCCAUCGUGCCCGGCACACUGUGUGACAGACGUGGACCACAUCGAGAGCCACACGUUUGCUACCAGCACUUCAACUCAGUUCUGCAUCCUCUUCAAGAGAACCUUUAUCUGCAUCCUAAGGGACACGGUGCUGACCCACCUACGGUUCAUGUCCCACAUCUGCAUUGGGGUGCUGAUCGGGCUGCUCUACCUGCACAUUGGCAACGAUGCAGGCAAAGUCUUCAACAACACCGGCUUUCUCUUCUUCUCCAUGCUCUUCCUUAUGUUUGCUGCUCUGAUGCCCACCAUCCUCACCUUUCCCCAGGAGAUGUCUGUGUUCCUGCGAGAGCACUUGAACUACUGGUACAGCCUGAAAGCCUAUUAUCUGGCAAAGACCAUGGCAGAUGUGCCCUUCCAGGUGAUUUGCCCCAUCGCGUACUGCAGCAUUGUAUACUGGAUGACGGGCCAGCCACCCGAAGCCAUGCGCUUCCUCCUCUUCUCUGCCCUGGCCACAGCCACAGCCCUGGUGGCCCAGUCCCUCGGGCUUCUCAUUGGAGCUGCUUCCACUUCCCUCCAGGUGGCCACCUUUGUGGGACCCGUCACUGCCAUCCCCGUCCUGCUCUUCUCGGGCUUCUUUGUCAGCUUCAAGACCAUCCCCACCUACCUUCAGUGGAGCUCCUAUGUCUCCUAUGUCAGGUAUGGCUUUGAGGGCGUCAUUCUCACCAUCUAUGCCAUGGAGCGUGAGGACCUGGAGUGCCUCGAGGACUUCUGCCCUUUCCAAAAACCCAUCAAGAUCCUGCAGGAGCUGGACGUGGAGGAGGCCAAGCUCUACCUGGACUUCCUCAUCUUGGGCAUCUUCUUUAUCAUCCUGCGGCUCCUGGCUUACCUGGUCCUCAGGUACAAAGUCAAAUCAGAGAGAUAAAGGGGCCAUGGGGCCCCGGUGCCGUUCUUGGGCCUGGCCUGCUGUGAGAGACGUUCUACAGAUGGACACAGUGCUCCUAGCAGGUCAUGGACCAUGGCGGAGGUGUUGGUAGGUGCCAGCCAGGCCUGGCUCAGUCGAGAAGGGUUUUGAGACAUCUCGGAACUGUUUUAACGUUUCCACACACUCUUCAUUUAAAAAGUUUUGUACAGCCCUGGUAUGUGCCACUCUCCCCCAGGACUGCCAAACCCCGUGGAGCUUGGGUCCCCUCUUGCCACCCCUGCCCAGCACUUCUCCACCAAACACAUUGGGACACCGGGGACAGUCCCAGGGAAGCGGCUGUCUGCUGAGCAAGGCCGAGAGGAGCCGGCUGCUCUGGGCAGGAGGGGAGCAGUGCCCUGGGGCUGGCUGAGCUGAAGCUGGGAGGAGGCAACUGCUGAGCGCGGAUUGGUAACACAGCACAUCACCCUGUUGCUCGUCCUGGCCAGCAGCAUGUGUGUCAGUGAUAGGAAGAGCCCAAACAUGCAGUAGACAAGUUGCACAAGGCUUUAGUGUUUCCUGUCACUGUAGCCACAGAAAUUACUGCAUCCCCUUUUUAUUUCUGCACAAAUCCUCCUUUUUUUUUUUUUUUCCUUUUCUUUUUUUUUUUUUUUUUUUUUUGUUUAAACCCCACUGCUUCUCAGUCUAUAUGGAAGAAAAAGGGAGCCAUCAGACAAAAGAGGACUUGGGGAUCUGUCUCAGACUUCUGCUCAGAUGCCAUCCUCAGAGAUGGGAUCAAACUUGGGGAUGUGGAAGGCUCUGUGGGAAUGGGACAGUAUUCUCAGACCUUAGGGCGUCUCACGUUCAGUCCCUGUUGUCUUUGGCAUCUGAGCCAAGAGGAUAAAAUCGGCCAACAUGGAGAGAAGUGACUGGUCCCUUCAAGUGCUGCAUGGAGCUGGGAGGAUUUAUGUUCCCACACCCUGCCAGGACCAAUCAGCUGAAAAGCAAGGCUGAGCUCAGCCAUGCCAUCGCUGGAACCUCUACUGCAGGAGAAGAGCUGGCCCUGAGUCCUUCCCUUGUACCGUCUCGCUCCUCACCCCUCUUCCCUCAGCACAACUGUGGCUGUCUCAGCAGAACAGGGAAGAUGAGCCUUGCUCAGCACUGGCUCUGCAAGGAGGGGAUGCCAGCCCCUGGCCUCGUCACAGUGCAAACCUCUCAGGGUAACACUGUGCAGAAGGGGGUCCCAGCAGUGCCAGAACUGGAAAGCAGGUGAGAUCUUGGAGCAGUUUGUUUGCUUUGGGUGACCCUGACACUGGGAAGGGCUUUGCACUUUGUGACUGGUAUCGGGAAAAGGUCCCUUUUCGCAAGUGUCUCUAGUGGCUCCUCCAAAGUCACCUGCCUGUCUGCACCUCCCACAGAGGGAAUGCAUUUUGCACCUUGCUGGUUCUCCAAAGGAACAGAGCUGAAACUAGAGCUGGUGGGGCAUCUGCACAUGCUGCUGUGCCGGGAACACAGCAUGCUGCCUAGCUGCGUAGCACAGGCCUGUCUCUGUGCGUGUGCUGACACUGGAGUCAUGGGGCUGCACUGGUCACCCACACACGUGGGAACCCACUGCUUUUUAGUGAGCAUGGACAUGGGGAAGACAGCUCUACCCCAUCCUGGCAUGCUGGGCCCUGGCUCAAGUGAAGUCUGUGAGAUGCUACACUCUCUGAGCAGCAGGGGAUUGCAGGGUAAAUGCCAGAUUUCAGCAAAAUCCUUGAGACUGUUCUUUGCUUUUACUGGCUUGUGUUGGGACUGCUCCAUACAGCAGGGUCUGGCUGGCCUGCAGGUGGAUGGCAAAUGUGUGACAGCACUAGUGCUGGGUACUCAGCAAGGCUGGGUUUCUCCUGCUUGGACAGCAUUGCUCCAAGGAGCUUGUAGCCAUGGGGUUCUGCACAGAAGGUCUGGAAGCAGGAUAUGCCCUUGUGCCCUUUCUGUGAUGAGCAUUGGGGUUUUCCCUAGGGACUCUUGUCUGACUUACUGCCAUCUCUCACAAAUUUCCCCUCUGCUCCUGGAUCUUCCUUCACUCCCAGCCCUGUGCCAUGCUCUGCAAGGGAGCUGUGCCAGCCUGGGGGGCUGCAGCCUCGUGGGCACAAAGUUGCCAACGGCAGCUGCAGGGGCAUGGUCUAGUGGGGAACGGUCCCCACAUCUGCUCUGUCAUGAGGUGGAUGGAUGGGCAGAGAGGCAGGAGGAUAGUGGAGCUGUUGGCUGUCACCCAUCUCCAUCUCACUGUCUGUGGGGCUGACAGGACCGAUGCCUCACUUCUGUCUUGCUCUUGGGCUGUGGCUAGUUAAGCCUUGCCUAGGGCAGAGCGUGCACUGCUGGGCUGAAGGUUUCCCCCUGGAUGUAUACCAAGAUGGAAGGAGGUGCCAGUGGUGCAGCUUUGCACAGCUCCUGCCUCCUGCCCACUCCCUGGCAGAGGGGGCUCUCGUGGUGUGUCCUGCUUCCUGCACACUGGAGGCACUGCCAUCCCCAGCGCUGUGUCCUGCUGCUGCCUGCACCCAGAACAUGGUGCUUCCUGGGACAGCCCUGUGCCAUCGCAGCCAGCACCACCGCCCCUCCCAGAAGGACCAGGACGAGAUGGACAAGCAAUGGCCCAUGUGUGGAGCAGAGGGGGUUACCAGCAGGCACCUGUGACUGCCACUGCCGGUGUCCUCCAUGCACAGGGAUGCUGCAACAGAAGCCUUUGCUGGCCAGCCUCUGCUGCUUGCAGAGAAACUCCGCAGGACAGACUGCCCAAGCUCAGCAUGGCUGGAGUGAGACUGCAGAGGCAGGUAGCUCCACAGGUGGCUGCUCAGACCAGCCUAUCUGGGAUUGGGGCCCUUGGCAGCACCCUCAGGAUCUCCAGGACAGUUCAGCACAGCCUGAGCCUUCUGUGCCGGUGAGUGCACGAGCUGCAGGGUCCCAGCUGACCAGGUAUGCGGCCACUGCAGGGCAGAGGGCCAGGGCAAGCCCUGGAGACGGAGGAUGGCUGUGGCCCCAAGCUGGGCAAGGGCACUGGGGAGGGUGCGUUAUGGGGCACGUGCCCCUCAACCCCAAGGCCAGGGCAGCAGGAGGCCUGAAGCGCCCCGGAGAAGCCAGCAAGUGAAUGUGUUGGUAUGAGUGAGGGACCUGGGCACCCCAUGGCACAGAGGGCUUGGGUCUGGCAGACCCUGCCCCAGGCAGAUGGUGCCUGAUGAGUGAACUAAGCCAAGGUGCCAAAACAGGGCUAUCCAUUGCCCCUUUCCUCUCAGCAAGGACAAUCCCAGAGGUGGUAGAAGGCACAGAGAAAUGCAAAGGGACUGAGCACGUUUGCACUAAACCCUGCAAGCUGAUAUGGCUGGGCCAAGCACUCAGGAUUUAUUGCCCCCUUGCUGCCCAGAUGGCCCCCUGCCCUGCAGGAGCAGGACAAGAGGGGUUGUCUGUACCUUGGCAGGGCAGAGGAAUGGGGUUCAGCCACUCUAGGGGCCCUUAGUGAAGCAAGGCUUGGAUGCUCCAGCCCCCUGGCUAGUGGACAUCUCUUCAGGGCAAGCUAGGCACGGAGACGGGCUGGGGCGGGACCCCUUGGCAAUAACACUGGUUGUUUUGUGGUGUGGGGCCAAGGAUGCCCAGUCUGGGUCUUGCCUUGUCCUGAGUGGGUGGGGAGCAUGCCAUGACACGCAGCAGCAAGGAUGCACUUUAUCAGAGCAGGGGAGCAGGGGGUACUUCUGGCUGCAGGAAUCCCACCAGGGAAUGCGUCUGGAUAAUCAUGAGGAGUGUGAUGGAGGAGAGCAGGAUUCUUCCCCCACACCUCCUCUCCCCUCCUGCCCUUUGCCUCCCGUUGCAAUGCACUUUGAAUGGAUGAGGAUGUGGUUCAGGCUCUGGCUCCAGCUCCCUGGGAGCACUGGUUGAACCUCAACCCACCUAAAAAUGCUUCAGCCCCUUAGCCUGGCUCCUUCAGCCCACAGGCAUGGUUGUAUCAGGUACUGCCUGUCCCUCAUGCGUGCUGUGAAUGCAGACAGGCAAGCAAGUGGGGGUAUGGCCUCUCACCUCCAUGCAUGUCCAGGCCAUCUUUGUCACACGCACAAGAGCAAAUGCAUCGUCACUCGGCGGGUGCUAGGGUUUGCUGGAGAGGAGAGCGGGCUGGAACACGAAGGGGAUGGGGCUUCUCCUAGGAUUUCACCCCUCUCUCAAAUCAGGCAAUAAAACAGUGUUUCCUUCUCACUGUGUGUGGACAUUCUUUGUCCUGUCCCUCUGCCAUGGGAGCUUCUGAUGCCACGGGCAGCCUGUGGCUGCCUGGGACCCCUGCAUGCAUCCCUGCUAUGCUGGACUCUGUGGUUUUCCAGACUGCCAUGUCCACAUGUGCAGAGGAGGUUGCACGGUGGGGUGCAUGUGUGAUACAGGGCAGGCGUGGACCAUGCAGAGAGGUGCAGCUGUUGAAACCCAUGUUUCCACGUGACCAGAGGUGAGCUGCUUUUUUUUCCUGGGACCGUUUACCAAAAUAAGAUGCAGAUAACAGCUCAAAGGCCAAGAGAGUCUGUUCAUACAGUCGUAGCUCUGCUGUGGUAGCCAUGUGUGGGUGGGAUUUGCCUGGGUCCUUCUCCCUUGGUGAGAGGUGGCUGCAAAGCAGGGCCAGGGCACCACCACCCACAGCUGUAGCCUGGCAGGAACCAGGCAGGGCAAAGGUAAAGCCCCCCUGUCCCUGGGGGGGAGCACAGGGCUGCUGGCAGGGCCCUGCUGGCUCUUCAGGUGCUGCCAUGCACACAGGUAAGUGCCCCACAGGGACAGGGUGCCCAGGUCCCAGCUUGCUGCUGGUGCUUGCCAGUAGCCAGAGGGCCCCAGGAACUGUUGAGCAGGUGGAGAUGAUGUGGCUUAUUUCAGUCUUUCUGAGAUGCCAGCUGUACUUGUUGGAUUUCACACAUCAAUAAAACUUAUAUUUAUAGUGUA
This is a messenger RNA of Tyto alba (common barn owl), 7029 nucleotides long. RefSeq names its product ATP binding cassette subfamily G member 4 (gene ABCG4). Bases 181 to 2109 code for a protein of 642 amino acids. The record is from RefSeq and is a predicted model, not a curated record. Gene Ontology annotation, cellular component: plasma membrane. The transcript is spliced from 15 exons. NCBI's taxonomy places the organism in Eukaryota, Metazoa, Chordata, Aves, Strigiformes, Tytonidae. Gene Ontology annotation, molecular function: ATP hydrolysis activity; ATP binding; ABC-type transporter activity.